AUGGCGAUUGCUCGCCCCGUGAGGGCGCUGGGGUUAACCGCCGUGGUGUUGUGGUGCUUCUUCGUAUGGCAGCUUUUCAGGCCGAUAGCAGCGCCCGCGGGCCCCGGCGCCAACAGCUUUUUGCCAAAAGAGCGAGACCCCAACCUAGACCCUACCGGGGAGCCCGAGGGCGUCUUGACAUAUGCAUCCGGGGAGCGAUGCGCGAUCUCGAGAGGACAUGGAACAACAAAUUCAACUACCCGUGGACAUUUUUCAACGACGUACCGUUUCUCAGAGGAGUUCAAGAAGAAGACACAAGCGGAAACGAAGGCAGAGUGCCGAUACGAACUCAUACCUAAGGAGCACUGGGAUGUGCCGUCGUGGAUCAAUAACGACUUGUUCCUCGAGUCGACCAAGAUUCUCAAGGAACAAGAGGUGCAAUAUGCCGAUAAGGUGUCGUACCACCAGAUGUGCCGCUGGAACAGCGGCCUCUUCUACAAGCACCCGGCCCUGGCCAACACGCAGUACUACUGGCGCGUUGAGCCCAACGUACACUUUUUCUGCGACGUCGACUACGACGUCUUCCGUUACAUGCAGGACAACAACAAGACGUAUGGCUUCACCAUCAACCUGUACGACUCGCCGGAAUCGAUCCCCACGUUGUGGCCUGAGACGGAAAAGUUCAUCGCCGAGCACCCGGAACAUGUUCACGAGAACAACGCCAUGAACUGGCUGACGGACUCAAAGCGCCGACCGGAACACAACAGGAAGGCGAACGGUUACUCGACCUGCCACUUCUGGAGCAACUUUGAGAUUGCCGACAUGAACUUCUGGCGAAGCAAGCCGUACGAGGACUACUUUAACCACCUCGACCGGGCCGGCGGCUUCUUUUAUGAACGCUGGGGCGACGCCCCUGUUCAUAGUAUCGCUCUCGGCCUGUUGGAGGACAAGAACCGUAUUCACUGGUUCCGCGACAUCGGCUACCAGCACAUCCCCUUCUUCAACUGUCCCAACUCGCCUAAGUGCAAGGGCUGCGUGACUGGCCGCUUCACCGACGGCGAGGCCUGGCUUCAUAGGGAGGACUGCCGGCCCAACUGGUUCCAGUUUGUCGGCAUGGGCUAA
Molecule: messenger RNA, 1101 nt
Organism: Chaetomium globosum CBS 148.51
Lineage: Eukaryota; Fungi; Ascomycota; Sordariomycetes; Sordariales; Chaetomiaceae
Exons: 5
Coding region: 1-1101 (366 amino acids)
Biological process (GO): protein N-linked glycosylation; protein O-linked glycosylation; cell wall mannoprotein biosynthetic process
Cellular component (GO): membrane; Golgi apparatus
Molecular function (GO): alpha-1,2-mannosyltransferase activity
Source: RefSeq, a predicted model, not a curated record